AGAGAGCCGGUCCAGCGUGGGGAUCCUCAUCCUCCCUCCAUGCAACGUACCUGUCCUAGGCUGCAGACCCACAUUCUUGGGGAACCCUCUUCUCAGGGACCGGUCCAGACUGGGUUGCCUCUGUUCCCUGCCGCUGCCGCUGCUGCGCCUGCCUUGCUGCGAUCCCACCAGUACCAUGGAGGAAUUCUCCCCUUGCCCGCCCGCUCUGGGCGACUUUGACUCCGGAAUAUCUGGUCUGGCGCCUUUUGGGUGAGCUCAGAGAGGAACCGGUCUCCUUACCGGUCCGAGAUUACCCGAGGAAAAGAAGAUCCCCUAGUCCCAGAGCUGCAGAUCGAUUUUUUCGUCAGCUUCUUCGUCCUCCGCCCCUUCCUCCUUGUCUCUGGGUUUGUUUAUAUAGCAUCUGGCAGACGGGGGACAGUGGCCACCCUCGCCUGGCGGCUCGCCCUCCCCUCCUGGCCUCUAGGCUCCCGCACGUGGUAGGCACCAAUAUCGUUGCCAGCAGGCAAGCUACAGCCAGCGGGAGGCGGACGCCUGGGUGCCAGCGCCACGCGCGUUCUCGCCAUCCCUCACUCAUCCUCCGCGCGCCCUCUCCCACUUGUCUCUAAAGCCGGGUCACACUUGGCAUUUGCUGCCAGCCAUCCGUCCCUUGACGUGAAGAGGAGAUCGGAAAGGAAAUACUGCCCUGGAGGUGCUGGUGAUGCUUCGCUGGGUUCGCUCAGUUGCUGGAAAAGAAUGGUAACAUGAACAGUGGAGCGUGAGAGCGUCGGCAGAGGAAGGGGACGAGAUUGAUGGGCGGAGAGCACACUUCUCUGAGGAUCUCCUUCCCUGGACUGCACGAGGAAGGGUCAUCUUUGCUCCUGCACUUCCUGGCAGGACUCAGCCGACAUCUGUAGCCUCCUUUCACCAGGUUCCCAGGUCCCCUAGAUGCUGCCUGCCGAGGAGUGGUCUGACAGCGCAUGAGGAUUCAGGAGUUUGUGAACCCUUAUUCAAACAUAGUUCUGACCUGGCUAUGGUGGUCCUGAAUCCUGCCUGGCAAGCUGGCUCCAGAGGGAGUUGAACUUGAGUUCAGAUGGCCAACUCCCUCUGAACCCUGCAGAUUGGUGCUGAGCAGGCAACAAAAGUUUGUAGCUUCCCCUCAGGUUCUGGUGCUUCCCAGGAGACAAGAAAGGACUUUCCCAUUACACACAAGAAGCAGACAGAGAGACUUCUCUAACUUUUCUCCACUGUGAGCAUUUGCCAUGAAGAGGAAACAGAAGAGGUUUCUGCAGAUGACUUUGUUAUUCACCGUGGCUUUAAUUUUCCUGCCCAAUAUUGGUCUUUGGUCUUUAUACAAGGAUAAACACCUGGUGAAAUCUGCAGAAGCUGUGGACCAUCAGACGUUUCCACUGGGCCUGGGAGAUGGGCAGAUCUAUCCGUGGACAGAUGGUCUGAGAAGGAAAGACUGGCAUGACUACGAAAGCAUUCAGAAAGAGGCUUUGCGCUCAGGGAAAGGUGAACAUGGAAAACCAUACCCCCUUACUGAAGAAUACCAGGAUGACUCAGCUUACAGGGAAAACGGCUUCAAUAUUUUUGUCAGCAACAAAAUUGCUUUAGAGAGGUCUCUGCCAGAUAUCCGUCACGCUAACUGUAAGCACAAGAUGUACCUUGAAAGGCUGCCAAACACCAGCAUCAUUAUCCCAUUCCACAACGAAGGCUGGACCUCUCUCCUGCGGACCAUACACAGUAUAAUUAACCGAACCCCGGAGAGUCUGAUAGAGGAAAUCAUUCUAGUCGACGACUUCAGUGAUAGAGAACACUUGAAGGAGAAGUUAGAAGAUUACAUGGCUCGGUUUUCCAAAGUGAGAAUUGUUCGCACCAAGAAAAGGGAAGGACUCAUCCGGACCCGACUCCUGGGAGCUUCUGUGGCCAGAGGCGAGGUGCUGACCUUCCUGGACUCCCACUGUGAGGUCAAUGUGAACUGGCUGCCCCCGCUCCUCAACCAAAUUGCACUAAACCACAAAACCAUCGUGUGUCCCAUGAUCGAUGUCAUCGACCACAAUCACUUUGGGUAUGAGGCACAAGCUGGGGAUGCCAUGCGAGGAGCCUUCGACUGGGAGAUGUACUACAAAAGAAUCCCCAUCCCUCCAGAGCUCCAGAGGGCUGAUCCCAGCGACCCUUUUGAGUCUCCUGUUAUGGCUGGAGGUCUCUUCGCAGUGGAUCGAAAGUGGUUUUGGGAACUGGGUGGCUACGACCCAGGCUUAGAGAUCUGGGGAGGCGAGCAGUAUGAAAUCUCUUUUAAGGUUUGGAUGUGUGGAGGAGAAAUGUUUGACGUUCCAUGCUCUAGAGUCGGCCAUAUCUACAGGAAGUAUGUCCCUUACAAAGUUCCUUCUGGGACCAGCCUGGCACGAAACCUGAAGCGUGUGGCUGAGACCUGGAUGGAUGAAUUCGCCGAGUAUAUUUACCAGCGGCGGCCAGAGUACAGGCACCUCUCCACCGGGGACAUCUCCUCGCAGAAGGAGCUGCGCAAGAGACUCAAGUGCAAAGACUUCAAAUGGUUCAUGGCUGCCGUGGCCUGGGACGUGCCUAAAUACUACCCUCCGGUAGAGCCCCUGCCUGCGGCGUGGGGGGAGAUUCGGAGCCUGGCAGCAAACUUAUGUGUGGACAGCAAGCAUGGAGCCACGGGGACGGAGCUGAGGCUGGACGUCUGUGUCAAAGAUGGUUCCGAAAGGACGUGGUCUCAUGAGCAGCUCUUUACUUUCGGGUGGAGAGAAGAUAUCCGACCCGGCGAGCCUCUGCACACCCGAAAAUUCUGCUUCGAUGCCAUCUCACACAGCAGCCCGGUCACCCUCUAUGACUGUCACGGCAUGAAAGGGAACCAGCUCUGGGGAUACCGGAAGGACAGAACACUAUUUCAUCCUGUAAGCAACAGCUGCAUGGACUGCAACCCUGCAGAGAAAAAGAUUUUCAUGGCCAGAUGUGACCCUCUCUCUGAGACUCAGCAAUGGAUUUUUGAACAUAUCAACAUGACUAUUUUAGAAAAAAAUAGCUACCCUGCCAGCUCCUAGAAAGGAAAGAAGAGCGAUCACCUACAGAUUGGGAACUGUGUUGUAGCGGGCGCCUGGGUCAAAGGAGUCAGGAAUAAUGUUUCCUAGAUCUAGGAAGCCUGCUCGAAAGAUGUGUAAAUGCCAUGUCAACGUAGGCUGUUCGGGAGGAGUUCCUACAUCUGAAGAACUUGGCUGAGAACCCCACCAGCUGCUGCUGAGAACUGGAGACUAGCAGUUCCCUUGCUGGCCAAGGGUAAAGAUUAUUUAGGGACUGUUCGCCACGACUGCUGAGUUAAUCGAUCCUAGCAUUUCUCAGGUCAAAUCCUGCAGUAGUGAGUAGCUAUGAAUGGAUCCUAUUAAUCGGGUGGGAGGGGGGCGGAAACAGAGCGCAUGACUGCUCUGGCAACCUGAGGCUACCACAGGCCUAGAACUAGCCACGCUUGAGGGGUGAGCUCUUUGGUGCCAUUCUCUGACGAGGAAUGGGUUAAGCAGGUUUAACCCUCUAAAGUGCUGCAGAUGAUUUUAGAGUGCUCAUACCAUUCUCUUUUCUUUUGUCUUCUCUUCGCACAAGGGUACACGGCAUCUGAGACGCACAUCCCAUGUUCUCAUUCACACCUGCCAUUCUCCUUUCAGGGCCUUUACUCUCUGUCAUGCUUCAGAGGAGUCCAUGUUCCACCAAUCAGAUGGCGUUCUAAUUCAGCAUCCUUGGAUGAAUCCAGUUAAAGACAAAAACAAACAACAAAAAAGCGCCACUCUGCUACCCAGUUACUCCAAACAAAGAUUCACAGAAGCAGCAAAACAACAUACACGCGUGCACACACACAGGUUAGGGAAGAAAUUUCUCUAGGAAAUCUAUUUUUACUUUUCUAUUAUUUUUAAAUUUUAAAAAGUCUGAUGUCUGUCCAGUUGUAACUUUGAUUAAAGAAGGCAUUGCAGUGGGGUUGAGUUGGUCUUAAAUAAAUCUUCACUCCAAGUGAUGUGGAAAUGGCUUCAUUCACUUCAGUUUUGUUGAAUCUGGCAAUUUAAAAAGUGGUAUUAUUUAAGUGUUAGUUUUUAAUCUCCCCCGUUCUUGAAAAUAAUGAUGUUGUCUCAUUUGAAAGUCCAGGAAAGGAAUUUCUAUUAAUUUUCUAUUUUCUAUUAGUGGGCAGUAUUUCAGGAGUGUGGAAAAAAAGAAAUAAGUUCAAAAUUAACAUGCUCUAGAUGUUUUGGGUGCAGGGUGUUCUUACCUUUAUUUUUAUUAUUUUUAAUAUAGUUUCCUUGUUAAUAAAAAAUAUAUAUGUCAAGAUGAUCUAUAUAUUGGGGGCAUAGAUCACUAAAAUCCGGUGUCUUUACCAACUUCUUUUUUUCAAGCAUUCUUUUCAAAAAGCUGUUUCUUUUAAAACUGUCUGCCACUGAGAUCUUUUGUAUAGGUCAAGUCAUCUUGUAAUAGUCAAGAUGCAUAGCGGAGAAAAUCAAUAGUGAGAAAUUAACCUGUGUGUUGAACACUUCUAAGGAGUGGGUGAAGAUUUAUCUCAAAUGUUCAGAGAGCAAUCUGGCUGGAGAAUUAGACGAGCCUAUAAAAAUUCACAUUAUGUCAUUAGACAGUUGGCUGCUAUUUACAAUCGGACCAAAGAGACAACCUUGGGUUGCUCAGCCUGGAAAGCCCAGCUUUGUCAUAAUCUCUUAGGAUGUUAAGUCAUGGCUGGCCAGCUAGGGCCUACCCUAAGUAUUGCAGCAUUUUCAUGGGAUACACAGUGAUCCAUCAAGAUUGGUCUCUUACUCUCUGAAUAAAAGAUUAUUUAAAAAAAAAGAAAUUAUUUUUUUCUCUAAAUAAACAAACAAAAAGGAAGCUUGGGACAUUAAAUGCAACUGCCAACUAUGGAACAAUCAUUGAUGGUGUGCACUCGGGGAGCAUACAAAUGGAGUCUGGAGAGUCUGCCCCUGAGCAGGAGGGUAGAGUACUGCCCAGAAAAGCACAUUGAGAGAGGCAUUCCCUGUGCCCCUCAAGGUCGGAAGUCUACUUGCUUGAAAUACAAUCUGAAAAGCAUUAAACAGCAUAUGUUUGCACUUUCAGUUAGCAGGAGGCACUGAAUAGUCCUCAGGAAGGCGACUGUUCCUGGAAAUAAAAUUCUUUGAGAACUUGAGAGUUGAGUCCUCACACCAAUUCUUUUAUCAAGAUGGGGUUGAUAUCAAGUUGGUGUGGUCAACAAAAAUAGCUGUUUCUCCAUCGUAAGAGUAGUUCUGAGAGAAAGAAGAAAAUAAUUAAUUUUUUUGAAACCCCCUUUGUGUAUUUACAGGGGAAAAACAAAACCUAUGCUAUAAAACAAUCGGGACUUAACUGUGUGGUUCAUGCCUUUUCAAGGCUGGAUGAGUACCUUGGCAAUACUAAUGUACCGGCUUAUAUGUCUACUGUAAUUUACUUAUAUGACUAUGAUCACAUGACUGUUUUUAAAUGUAGUCAUUCUAUCAGAAGCCUCAGUGAAUAAUGGAAGUUCCAGGACUAUUUUGUGAAUUGAUAACAUAGAACUUUAUACAAUAAAUGAAUAACACAUAAUACAAACGGACUCACAGUCAAUGAAAAAGAAGUGAUAGGCCCGUUAUUUUCUACAUUUCUUAAAAGCCAUGAGACCAAUAUCAACCUGACACCAUUUCUUUUAGUAGCGAUUAUAUGUUUUAAAAGAAGAUAGCUGUCAAAUUAUAAGUAUGUUCCUUAUCUUCACAUGGAAA
Molecule: messenger RNA, 5729 nt
Organism: Microtus oregoni (creeping vole)
Lineage: Eukaryota; Metazoa; Chordata; Mammalia; Rodentia; Cricetidae
Gene: Galntl6
Product: polypeptide N-acetylgalactosaminyltransferase like 6
Exons: 13
Coding region: 1239-3044 (601 amino acids)
Cellular component (GO): Golgi apparatus
Source: RefSeq, a predicted model, not a curated record